Messenger RNA from Acanthoscelides obtectus, 291 nucleotides. NCBI's taxonomy places the organism in Eukaryota, Metazoa, Arthropoda, Insecta, Coleoptera, Chrysomelidae. The record is from the annotation of a GenBank genome assembly.
GUCCUUUAUUUAGAAAAAAAAAUCCUAAUUUCAUAAACAACAACAACAACUGAUAGCAUUACAGCAUUUCACAAGUACAUACUUAUUUAUAAUACAAAUAUAAAUUUAACAAAUUCUGUCAGAUCUUAUGUGUUUGAUAAGUGCUUUCUUGAAAUACCCGACUGCGUCGGCGUUUUUUAUUUGCUGGGGCAACUUAUUGUAUUCACAUAGACCUUUGUACAUUAUUGUUUUCAUUGUACUCUUCAUAUUUGUUAUAUUUACAUGGAAAUGAGUACACGCCCUAGUGUUAUA